Onthophagus taurus is the source of this 6001-nucleotide messenger RNA. Its product is annotated as NACHT and WD repeat domain-containing protein 2. The record is from RefSeq and is a predicted model, not a curated record. Gene Ontology annotation, molecular function: protein binding; ATP binding. Lineage: Eukaryota; Metazoa; Arthropoda; Insecta; Coleoptera; Scarabaeidae.
CGUCCGCUGACGUCAUAGAGCGUCGGUCGGCGCUUGCUCCACAAGCGUGCCUUCUCCUCGGCCACCUACCAGGCAUUGAUUAUUGUCCGCUUGCUACGACGAGUAUAUAUCGGCGCGGCCACGGCAAAAAUGCAUAACCAUCACUGUAAAUAAUUUCUAUAGAAAAUAAUCAAUUACAAUCAAGUCGUUCAAGUAGUAAGUACUAUGUGCAAAAGAGACGGUGGACGAAAGCGAAAGAAAUAUGACCCGGUGAAGUUCGGUUCGCGAUGUGACCGUUAGAAGACGCUCCUACAAUUGAUCAAAUUCGUACGCGAACUCUAUUAAACAUACACACAUCACACUUUUUUUUUGAUUUUUUAACUCCCUGAAAAAGUUUAAUUAGACGAUGUGGGGGUCGUCGAAACGAAUCUCGGUGGGGAUGUCAAAGAAACGAGCAAUGCACGAGAAAGACAAAAGGUGCGGGUUUUGUUGUUUUUAAAGAUGGGCAUCUGAGGACACACUUACCUGGGGAUCUGCCGACGAUGGGGAACUCUUGUAGUAGUGGACAGGCCCAUAAGGACAAGGAUAACAUGUCGCAAAAGUCCGAAGAAUCGGAAGGUUAUCAUGUUCGUACAUCCCUUCCAUCGGAAAAACAACAAGUCCUGUUAAAUCACGUAACAACUCAUCCCGGGGUGAUUUUGGAGCCAUCCACAGCAGGUCACACACCCCUUCAAUCGAUGACGGGUGCAAUGGAUGUCCCUCCAACGGAUAAAAAAGCGAACAUGUCGAAAAUGUUAAAAACAGUGGCCACUUCGAGCAUCUCGGAUUCAAUGUCGUUGAGUUCUCCACCCGGAGCUCACAGUCCAAAGGAUUUUGAUAAAGUUAUAGCCGGAACCGUUCCGAGCGAAGUGGCCAAUUUAAGUGAGCAAUUACAAAAUUUGAUUAUGGGCAGGGUGGCGCAAUCGAAAACCGCCGCUCGGACUAGAAAAAUUGUUAUCUACGUUUGUGCUGCAGAUUCUCAAGAUUGCUGUGUGGAAAAAGGGGCUUUACACAACGUGGUUUAUCCGGAACUACGAGAACUGUGCAGGUCGAAGGGUUACGAGCUUCAUAUAGUGGAUUUACACUGGAAGACUUUGUUAGAGAAACAACAAGAUCAUGAAUUUCCCGAGUUGUGUAUAGGAGAAUUAGCACGUCAAAUGGAAAUUGCAUACAUCAUUCCGGUAUUAUUUCUUAACAAUUCUUUAGGAACUCCUUUGUUACCGAUAACGAUAGAAAGCGCCGAUUUUCAAAUGGCAAUGGAUAGCGCCGGCAGCCAAUCCGCCCAAACAUUACUUAGUAAAUGGUAUCAUCUCGAUAGCGCAGCACAACCACCGUGUUACAGACUUCAGCCGAUUUCAUCUCAUAUACCGGGAUUUAAAGAAACAUCCGAGGAUCAAGAGCGAGGGUUAGAAGAGUGGCGAAUAGAAAUCGAUAAAAUGCUGGAAGUUUUAGUUAACGUUUUUUCUCAAGAAUUAAGAGAUACUUAUCUUACAACGGUCGUUGAACAAGAAGUACAUAAUACCGUAUUUAUGAGUCAAGAAUUAGCCAAACGGUGCGUUUGGAUAAACAGGGUGUAUACUCCCGGUGAGAAAACCCCGGAAAAUCUAAGCCCUGGUGAAACUGAAUUGCACCGAAGGCUAAAUACUUUACAAAGAGACUUAAGAAAUCAAUUAGCUGAAAAGCACAUAGUACGCAUUCCAGUUAAGUUCGUUGAGGGUGGACUGAAUACGGAUAUUCCCGAACACGAACAGUAUAUUAGCCAGAUAAUUUAUCACCUUAAAAAGCACUUAACCGAAAUGGUUAAUGCUAUCAUUGAGGAACAUCAAUCGAAAACCGUACUUAAACCUUGUUACGGUAUUGAAGCUGCGUUAUUUGAAGAGUUAAAUCAGCAAACUGGAUUUUGUCAAAAAGCCGCACAAUGUAGUGUUAACAGGGAAAAAACCAUUGCUGAAAUUAAAAGCUAUAUUAAUGGAAGCAGCACAUCUCCUUUAGUAAUUUAUGGCCCAGAAGGUUGUGGAAAAUCAACUUUAAUGGCCAGAAUAGCUCAAUGUUUAACACAAUGGUUACCAGAAGCAUUUUUGAUAUUAAGAUUCAUUGGAAUCAGCGCACAAUCAAGCACAGUAGAACAAUUGCUUAGUUCAAUCACAAAUCAGUGUUCGAUAUUAACAUAUGGUCACAAGUGCUAUUGUUCACAUAAUAUUAAAUCUUAUCAAGAAUCUUUAUUAAACGCACUUACAACCAGUGGAAUUCAAAGACCAAUGGUAAUUAUUCUCGAUGGAAUCGACCAAGUAAAAUCUUUUAGUUCGAAAACGAUUGAAUGGUUACCAACAAAAUUACCUGAUAACGUUAAGUUAAUUUUAUCCAUUACGGAAGACUGCCAGAUUCAAAGCGAAAUUGUUAAAGUGGUUGACAGUGAAUCGUUUAUUAAAAUGCCUCUGCUGGGCGAGACUGAAGCAAAGGGUAUCCUUUUGUCCAGCGUUAUGCAGUACAACCAUAGCGUCAAUUCGAAAAUACAAGAUUGCGUUUUAACGUCCGUUCAGGAAUGCACUUUGCCUUUAUACUCGAAAGUUUUAGCGUGGCAAACUUCUUGGUGGGCCGAUAAGGAACACGAUAUUAUUCCGAAAGGAAACGUCAACAACCAAUUGGCUUUAAUGCUUGAAGAACUCGAAGCUAUUUUAGGUGUAAUACAAGUCCAACACGCGUUGGCUAUUAUUACGUGCACGAAACAUGGUAUUACUGAUAGUGAAAUGAUUGAUUUACUUGCUUUUGAUGAAAAUUUUCAUAGCAACACAACAUACGUGUCUUGGGCACCAGCUUGUUUAACUUGGUCUAGAUUAAAUAAACAUUUAGCACCGUUUUUACAAUGGACUUUAACUGGAGGGGUUCUUGGGGUCCAAUGGAGGGAUAACAUGGUUCUUCAAGCUGUUAGUUCAAGAUACAAAAAGCAUUCUUCUUGGGCAAAUCAAUUGCUACUCGAUUAUUAUACAGGGAAGUGGUAUAAAAAUCAACCACAAAAUUUAAUAGCUAGGAUAACAUCUCAAGACACAUUAUUAGGAAAAUGUUAUAAUAGAAGAAAACUAGAUGAAUUACCUUACCAUUAUUUUCAACUUCAUCAAAAUAAAUUUGAAGAAUCACCAUAUCUACUUGAUAUUUCUUGGAUAUACGAUAAAGUGUGCGGUUCGAAUUGUUAUCAAGUAUUGGAAGAUUUUUAUUUGAGCGAUGAGUUUACGAAAAACGAUGAGUUUGCUAAGUUAUUAAGAGAUUUUCUCGAAACGCACUCUGCGAUACUCAAUUACGAUGGUAGACAAUUUUACGGAUAUCUUUACAGUUACAUUACCGAAAAGAAAUUGGAAUUAAAUGCAGAUCUUGAUCCUAGAAUCUCCGAUGUGUGUCGAUUAUCAUAUAAUCCUCCAGUUUUAUCCUUAGUUCCUAUUAGUUGUAAUAAGCUUACCGAAGAAGCAUCUUCUGAUAAUGCAAAGUCCGUCUUCAAUGACAUUCAUUUUAAUGUAAUUACUAGAUUACCCAACACUGAUAAUUUUAUUGUUAGUAUAUCAUCGCAUAAUGAAGAAAUUGUAGUUUGGGAUGUUAAAAAACCUGAAAGAGUGCGAACACUCAAAGGAAUUAGCCAUCCAACAAAUUUAAUUCCAAUAGAUCAACAUAAAUGUGUAGUUUUAUGUAGAAGAGAACUGAGAAUAUACGAUCUCGAUUCGGGAACUUUUGUAACAAAAUUAAAAGGUGUUAUGAACCAAAAAAUGCCAUACUUUGGUUUGCAUGAUUCGAGCCAUCUGGUCGCUUUAAGCAGAAACAGAAUGUACGUGAAUCUUAUGAAUUUGGAUACUGGUGAUUGCGUUACCACUUUCAAGGCAGGCGAAGAUCGAUUCUUAAAUUCCCUGCUGGUUUCAGGGGAUGGAAGAAUCCUUGUUUGUGGUGAUGAAACCCAGAAACCUUUUCCACUACUUGUUUGGAAUCUUCAAUCAAAAAAAUUGCUCUACGACCUCAGAAUACCUCAUCACGAUUUCAUCACAUCACUUUCAGCAAUUACUUACGAAGGUCAUUAUGUUUGUUGUGUUUGUCACGAAAUUGACGAACCAAAUCCGAAUUUUAUCGUCGUUUACGAUUUACAAAGUGGAACGUUAUUCAAAAAAUGGAAACCAUCGGCAAAUACGGUUUCAUUAGAGAUUAGCUCUCCAGGAAGUUGUGUCAUCUCCGGAAUAGAAGAUGCUAGAAUUUUAGUAUGGGAUCUUAUUACCGGAAAUUGUCGAUGGUGUUUAAACGGACAUAUCGCACCAGUUAAUCUUUUAAGAUUAGAUCCAAGUGGUGCUCUUUGUUUAUCAACCGAUUCAGAGGGAAGAGAUCGAUCGAUAAGGAUAUGGGAUCUUAAUAAAGGAGAUUUAGUGGCUGUAUAUACUCCAAAAAGAAAUAUAACCGCUUGUGAAAUAACAACAAACGGUCAUUACAUCAUUUUGGCAUUAGAAGGUUCGGAAGAAUUGACAGCAUUAAAACUGAAAGGUUCCGGAGUGCAAGAAAUUGAUGCGGAAGAUGAGAUUUACGGUGAUAAAGAGAAUACCGGAAAAGUAUUCGAAUUAAAAGAAAGCGAUGUAUGCUGACGUGAAAAUUCUUAAAAAUGUCUCUCAAAAAACCACAUUGUACCUUUCUUUAUAAUCUCAUAAAUAUUGCUGAUUUAUUAAUGCUCCAUUUCAAAGACGCUUAGCGAUGACCAUGUUUUCCAUAAUACUAUAAGUGCUGGCCGCUUUUAGUAUUGGAACAUAUCGAUUCUGUUAAGUGUUUAAAUUUGUAUAUAACUCUAUUUUAAGGUUUUAAUAUUAAACGAAUAAGUUAAGAAAAUGAAAAUAUUCCUCGGUGUACAUUUUGAAAAAAAACAUGUAAUAACUUGUAAUUGAAAGCCUCUCUUCACUUAUAAUAAAAUUAUUAUCGUACUGGGAUAUAAAAAAUUUGGGGUAAAUUACAGUUUAAGAUUUAGAAUUUAAAAAAUAAAUCAUUUCUCAACUUCCAGAUAUAUAUCGGAAAUCAUUUGAAGACUAAAAAAAAUCUUAUGGAAACAUUUUAAAUAUAAAAAAUUAAAAACUAAACUGGAAUUUGUCCAAAAUUUCUCUUUGGUUACCUUUGAAUGUUACUAUUUUGUAUCGUUUGUAUGAGUCAUGUGAUAAUAUAACUUAUAUGCUACAGUAUAACUUAUGAAUCUCAACAUUAGUAGGAUUAUAAAACAAAUUAUGAGUGGUGUAAAAUGGUUGACCAGAACCUUCAAACUUUCUUAUAAAUAAUUUCUAAAUGGAACAACCAUUCACUAAAAUGAAAUGAUUUUUACAAAACAAUAUUUAACAAAUAAGAUUUUUACCUUAAUAUCUUAAAAAUCGAAUCAACCAUUUUUCCACGCUCUACACAAAUAAUAAAUAAAUGAUAUUUUCUAAAACUUCUAUGUACCACUAUCUACAUUAAACUUAAUACAUUAUAAAUUAUACAUAUGUACACACUACUUAAAAAAAACAAAUACUACCAAAAACAUAUAAAAUAAGAUUGUUGUAGUUGAAUACCGAGUAGAAAAAAAAAUAUAUUGAGAAUAAUAUCCGACCGCUUUUUUGUGAAAGAAAUGUACCAGAACAAGAAAUCCUUAAAUCCGUAUUUUAAAAAAAUGAUACAUGAACACUUGGUUAAUAAAGAAUUUAAAAAAUACAUAAGAAACCUUCGAUAUUGAGUGUUUUAACGUUUAAUCUUAUACAUACAUAUACAUAAAUAGUGUGAUAGAGUGCGUGUGGGUUUUUUGUGCGUUAAUAGAUCAGCACAAAAAUACAAAUAUAAAGCCAAUAUUAAAUAUUAAUUGAUUAAUUAUUAAGGGAAGUUUUAUUGUUAUGAAAUAUAUUCCCAUCUGGUAUGCGGAACAAUAUUACCUAAAGAAAAAUGAAUACAUAUUAUAUUUAUAUGUUGUGAAUCUUGUGUUAAAAUAAAUGUACCAAGAUAUAUUAAA